Molecule: messenger RNA, 1013 nt
Organism: Portunus trituberculatus (swimming crab)
Lineage: Eukaryota; Metazoa; Arthropoda; Malacostraca; Decapoda; Portunidae
Gene: ND-30
Product: NADH dehydrogenase [ubiquinone] iron-sulfur protein 3, mitochondrial-like
Exons: 7
Coding region: 77-829 (250 amino acids)
Molecular function (GO): NADH dehydrogenase (ubiquinone) activity
Source: RefSeq, a predicted model, not a curated record
AACUGCAUUCGGUAGUCUAGUUCCUCUGUUAGUGCAGCAGCUGGUCCUCACUGGCUCACAGCUGACUCCUGUAAACAUGGCGGCCACGGCUUGUCGGGGACUUUUCUCCAUUGCAAAACACGCUUCCAAGUCUGUAGUGCCACGAGUGAUUGGGGCAAGACUGUGUAGCACUGACCUCCACCCCACUAUUCGACCUGUGAACACUGUGCAGAGGCAAACUCUUACUGAAUUUGGCCAGUAUGUAGCUGAGUGCUUGCCAAAAUAUGUUCAGAAGGUUCAGAUCACAGCCGGCAAUGAGCUGGAGGUGCUGAUCCCUCCAGAGGGAGUGGUGCCUGUCAUCUCUUUCCUCAAGGACCACACCAAUUCACAGUUCACUAGCCUGGCUGACCUGUGUGGUGUGGACAUGCCUACCAGAGCAUACCGCUUCGAGGUUGUCUACAACUUGCUGUCUCUCCGUUACAACUCCAGGAUUCGAGUGAAGACAUACACAGAUGAGUUGACUCCAGUGGAAAGCAUUACUGAUGUUUUCAAGGGAGCAAACUGGUAUGAACGUGAAGUAUGGGACAUGUACGGGGUGUUCUUUGCAAACCACCCAGACCUCCGAAGAAUCCUCACUGACUAUGGCUUUGAGGGCCAUCCAUUCCGAAAGGACUUCCCCUUGACUGGCUAUGUGGAAUGUCGGUAUGAUGAUGAAGUGAAGCGUGUUGUGGUGGAACCAGUGGAGCUUGCUCAAGAAUAUCGCAAGUUUGAUCUCUCAGCCCCUUGGGAGCAAUUCCCCAAUUUCAGGGAGCAGGAAGCUGCUGAGGAGGUACCCAUCAAAGAGAAGUAAGCAUGUGUAGGAACAUUUUUGAUGUAUUGAAAAUACUUCAGAAGACGAUCUUAUCAGUUUGAAGUAAAACUAAGUUUUGUUUUCAGAAAAUUUCAUUUUUUAUAAAUUUCUUUUGUAGAUAACAUAUGUACAUAAUGAAUGAAUAUUGUUGUAAGUAAUAAAUAAAGAGAGAUUUACCAAGUCA